AUGAUGAUAGAACACUUCAAAGAGUUUCUCACUGCUCAUUUCAAGUAUAAGGAUCUUGGCUCUCCAAAAUAUUUUCUGGGGAUUGAGAUUGCUAGAAACAACAGUGGCAUUUUCAUUUCCCAACACAAAUAUGCCUUAGAUCUUGUCACCGAUGCAGGCCUUCUUGGGUGUAAACCCUCUUCCAUACCCAUGGAUUCAUCCAAACAUCUGCAACAAGAUGAAGUGGAACCACUUACUGACCCUACUGCAUAUAGAAGACUCAUUGGCCGCCUAGUUUACCUCUGCAUAACUAGACCGGACAUCACUUUUGCAGUGAAUAACCUUAGCCAAUUUUUAUCUAAGCCUUGCUCGGGCCACAUGCUUGCAGCUGAAAAGGUUCUCAAGUACUUGAAAAGCACACUAGGCCAUGGCAUUUUCUACUCAGCAAAGUCAGCUUCAGACCUAAGCAUGUUCUCUGAUGCUGACUGGGCUGCCUGCCCAGAUACAAGAAGGAGUGUUUCAGGUUUUUGCCUUUUUUUGGGAAGCUCUCUAAUCUCUUGGCGCUCAAAGAAGCAACACACCGUUUCUAGGUCUUCGGCUGAAGCAGAAUACAGAUCGAUGGCCUUAGCAUGUUGUGAAGUGGUAUGGAUUCUAGCUCUAUUGAAAGACUUUGGUGUAUCAGUCAAACAACCCGUUCCUCUCUAUUGCGACAACCAAGCGGCAGUCUAUAUCAGCUCGAAUCCGGUCUUUCAUGAGCGCACUAAACACAUAGAAAUCGAUUGUCAUACCAUUCGAGAGAAGCUACUUGAAGGCAUCAUCAAACCUGUCCAUGUUCACAAUAACUUGCAGCUUGCGGAUAUUUUCACCAAGCCUUUGGCAUCAACUCCCUUUCACACCUUGUUGUCCAAGAUGGAUUUCACAACCGUUUAUAGUCCAUCUUGA
This is a messenger RNA of Salvia splendens (bonfire salvia), 921 nucleotides long. RefSeq lists its product as uncharacterized. Lineage: Eukaryota; Viridiplantae; Streptophyta; Magnoliopsida; Lamiales; Lamiaceae. The transcript has 2 exons. The record is from RefSeq and is a predicted model, not a curated record. Bases 1 to 921 code for a protein of 306 amino acids.